This is a messenger RNA of Pleurotus ostreatus (oyster mushroom), 2772 nucleotides long. RefSeq lists its product as uncharacterized. The record is from RefSeq and is a predicted model, not a curated record. Lineage: Eukaryota; Fungi; Basidiomycota; Agaricomycetes; Agaricales; Pleurotaceae. Bases 1 to 2772 code for a protein of 923 amino acids. The transcript has 15 exons.
AUGAUUCUCUUCUUGAUGUCCUUUCUCCAAUUUUGCAGCCCCUGGAUAUCCAGGCGGUUCGUCGCUCGUCUGCUGUCGACAGUCAUCUGUGCAAUUCUCAUCGUCGUUCGCCCUUUCUCAAGAUAUGGAGUUCCCUACGCUUUCCUAGCACUCUCGUUGAAGGAGCUCAUUUUCUCCGUCCAGGAGACCAUUGCACAGCAGCUGGAAUCCACAAUCCUCGGCUUGUUGGGUGGAUUGCUCGGGAUAGGGAUAUCGUCGCUCGGAACGUUCAUUGCGUCCCUUCCGACCGUUGAUUCAGUGACAGCGCGCGUUAUUCGUGGUUGGGCCAAGAGUCGCCUGCCUCGCCUUACCCAUGCUGCCCGUAUCUGUUGUUUCAUCGCUAUAUGGCUGCUCACUGCGGACGUCACCCUUGAUGAAACCAUUCGCGAUUACGCAGUGAGCUUCCUCUGGGUCCUGCUAGUCGCAGCUUUUGCUCCCCUCAUCUCCUCCCUGAUGAUCCUCCGGUGGUCGUCGGCUCAGUUUGCUACUGACAUCGCCACGGCGUUCGCCAUCUCGCAUGACUGCCUUUCUCACAGCUUAGAUGCUGCCUUCUCUUGCUCGCACACUCCCACCGCGGCGCAGAAUCAGCUUCUAAAGAUGUCCGUGGCGUUGAAUCAGAGAUACUCCGAGGCAAGCUUCGAGCUUCGGGUGGGCCGAGUUGGCGUGAAAUCGAUCAAACCGCUGAUUGGGACGAUCGAACAUCUCCGUCGAGAGCUCUCGUGGGGAAUGGUGCACUCAAGGACGCAACCUGCUCCUCUGCAUGUUGACUCUACUUCUCCAGACGAAAAAGAUGUCGAUGCCUUCCGCGUGCCAGCCUAUGAGCUUGGGCAUGCCGUCUUGACUUCAAUGAGAGUUGUUGAAAGGACCGUCUUGACGUGUUAUGAGCUCAAUAUCAUGCCUCGCCAGCGUGAUGAAGAAAAAGGAAACCUAGAUGAAGCGCUGAAUAGCUUAUACAAAGCCGCUGUGGUAGCUAGAGACGUGCUCAAGAGUUUCACAGAUGACUUGGACAUGCAGCAGCGCGCAGAGGACGGCGCCGUCGGGUUUCCCCAGAAAUCCUUUGACCUCUGCCUUUUCAUGAUAUCACUACUACAGAUGGCUCACGAGAUGAAGCACGCCUUGUAUCUCUGCAAAAAGCUGACCGCUCUACACGAAGUCUCGUCCCCUCGCCUGUGGCAUCCGCACUUCUCGUGGGCCUGGCUCGGCGCGGCGCCGUCCACGUUCAUCAUGGAGGAACGCGGUGCUAUUUUGGACCAGGAUUCCCCCGACCCUCAAGCAGAAACAGCGCUCUCGCUCACAGAAACGCUCCAGGGUAUAUCAGAGAACCAAUAUCCUACGGACCAGCCCGACGACAACGAUCCCGAUGGAUAUCCAGACAGCAGCCCCGAUGACACCCCGGAAGUCCUACGCCGUAGGAGGAUUCACGGAAGGGUCAUGAGUGUGAGGUGGAUGGCGUCUGUGAUACAUCACGUCUGGAACUACGCCGCCGUGCUGAGGACCAGGCUCAAAGUAUCCAGAGUGCUGAGAGCCGUGCAGCACUCCCCGAACUUGAGACACGCAAUCAAAAACGCUGGUGGAAUCGUACUGCUCAGCCUCCCUGCAUUCCUACCUACUGAUUCACCCGGAUAUUCGUGGUUUUACUGGGCCCGUGGCCAAUGGAUGGUGAUUUCGUAUCUUUGGGUUCUCGAAACGAACACCGGGGCCACUUGGCGCGUUGGAUAUCUGCGGAUCUCGGGUACUAUCCUGGGUUGCGUCUACGGGUACAUCACCUACGUGAUAUGUCAAAGCAAUCCCUACGCAUUGGUGCUGAUGCUGACGCUUUCUGAGUUACCCAUCAGCUGGAUCAUCACAAACACAACUUUCCCUUCACUGGGUGUCGUAGCAGCUGUGACACUCCCACCGUUGACGUUCGUGAAGUACUUCAGCCCCGAGAGCGAGCCGUCUCAGAUCAUGCUCGUAGUCCUUCGCGGGCUAAUGAUCGCAGCCGGCAUCAUAGCUGCCCUCUUCGUCAACAGCCUCUUCUUCCCGCGCCAUUGUCGCGUCAUGUUCCUCAACAACAUCAGCAGGACCAUCGGCAUCGUCAGUCAAUUGUACUUGUCCCUCAGCCGCGAUCUCUUCUGCAACGCUCUAACGUCCUCUAUCCUCGAAAAACAAAAGAUCCUGAAGCUCGAAGUCAGGAUCCGCAAUGCCCUCCACCGCAUGAACCUCCUGCUCAUAACAAUGAACGACGAGCUCAGUCUUGUACCAAAACCAAUGAAACGCUACCGCCAGAUCGUCGUCACCCUCCAAAAGCUACUCGACCUCCUCACGGGCAUCCGCAAAAUCCGCGAAAAAAUCCCGCGUAAGGAGACCGUCACCGCCGUGGUCACGCAGCGCCGCGAGUUCGUCUCGUGCGUGUGCGUCUGUCUAUUCGCCGUCGAGCAGGUCUUCCGUGCGCGACAACCCCUGCCGCAGUUCCUGCCCUCUGCGCGCUUGGCGCUGAUGACGCUGGAGAUGCACGUAGAAGAGAGGAUCAGGCAGUCGCGAGACGAGGAUCUUGGUGGGCUGGGGUUGCCCAUCGUGUAUGCAUUUGCCGAGGCGGAUGUCCUACGGGAGUUGGUGGACACGCUUGAGGACUUGCUGGAGCUCAGUCGCCAGCUGUUCGGGACGAGUUCGUGGUAUAGCUAUGGCCCUCUGGACAUGUCUGUUAUGACCAGUAUCCACGAGGAGGUUGGGGAACCCAGCAGGAGUCGUUGA